Triticum urartu is the source of this 1262-nucleotide messenger RNA. Its product is annotated as brassinosteroid-responsive RING protein 1-like. Gene Ontology annotation, biological process: protein ubiquitination. Gene Ontology annotation, molecular function: ubiquitin protein ligase activity; zinc ion binding. Lineage: Eukaryota; Viridiplantae; Streptophyta; Magnoliopsida; Poales; Poaceae. The record is from RefSeq and is a predicted model, not a curated record.
CGCUUGACAUGAAAUGUUUUCUUUUGUAGUACGCGUAGCCUCCCUCUUCUCACCUCCAAACAUAGCCUGCCCACAAAACGCAUCCAUCCCUCUCGCUUAUAUAUAGACCCCACCUCUCCUCCCCUCACCCCCACCGUCCCACCUCCCUCUCUCUCGCUCCUGCCGUGCUUUCUCUCUCUAACUACAAGCGUGCCUGCCGGCCAUGGGGUUCCCGUCAGUGUGCUACUGCGUCAUCCUGCCGCAGCCGCUCAUCCUGGUGCUGCAGCUGCUCGACUUCCUCCGCCACGCGGUCCUGUUCUGCCUCUCCUCGCUCGGCCUCGCGGCGCCGCCGGCGGCCGACGACCACCCGGCCUACGCGCCGCCGCCGGACCUCUGGGCCUUGGCGGAGGCGGCGGCGCCCUCGUCCUCUUUAUCCCUGGCGUCCGGGCCGGCGCCCGCGCCGGCGGCCAUCAAGGCGCGCCUCCCCGCCGUCCGGUACGCCGACCUCAAGAGCCGCCGCUGCGCCGCCGGGGCCGCGGCGGCGUCGACCUGCUGCGCCGUGUGCCUGGGCGCGCUCGAGGCGCGGCACCGCGUCCGCGAGCUUGGCAACUGCGCGCACGCCUUCCACAAGGCCUGCAUAGACAAGUGGGUCGACAAGGGUCAGGCCACUUGCCCCCUCUGCCGCGCGCUCCUCCUCCCCGCCGACGCCGACGCUGGCAAGCUGCCCUCUUUUUCCUUCUGACCUCACGCUCCAAGGAGCAACCCUGCUGCCGCUGCAGCCUCGCCGCCAGAGAUAGGUCAGUCCGUAUAGCUAGCUAGCUAGGCCCUUCUCCAUCCAUCCGCCCAUCUGUCCACAGAUCCAUGCUUUCAUGAGAGAAAUCAAAAGGGGGUGAGAGAGAGAGAGAGACAGAGCGAGAAGAAGAGGUGUGCGUGCGUGUGUGUACGUUUGUGUGGUGGAGUAUUAUUGGUAGGUGAGGCACUAAUUAUGAGGAGGACAGGGAUGGCUACCUGCAUUGGAUCUGGUGAACGAGCACUAUGCAUAGCACUUGCAGAUCCAUAUGCUCUUCUCUCUCUCUUUUUCAGCUCCUCUUCAACCUCACCCACUUCACUUUUUUAAUCUUCUUUUUUGUAAUUUCCUUCCUCUUCUCCUUUUCUUUUCUCCUUUUCUAUUAAAUUAUUUUGUGAGGGGAAUUAAGAGAGAGACAUCAAGAAAGAGAGAUGUACAUAGCUGCCUCCACUUGACAAUAUCGAAGAAUGAAUAAGAAUUGUCUCACAUCACUCAA